AAGCGGGUUAAAAACCUAUUUCAAUAUAUUAUUCGUUUUAGUGUCUGUCGGUUGGCGUCACUGUAACGAACUUGGAUGAUAACAUAACAAGAUAAACAAUUGUAAGAUUUAAGAUAAUACCAGUUUAAAAAAAUAAUUUAACGAGCUUAACGAGAAGUUUUUGUUAUGAUUUAUAUAGUGUGUUCAUUAAACUAUUAAUUUAAUUAAAAAUAUAACAUAAAAUGUAUAAAAAUAUCAGACCUCAUUAUUUCUCAAUUGAUGCCAUCAUGGCAGCUCAAGAGAAAAUACCUUGUAGGUUCACCAAAAAAAUAGAAUCUAUUGGUUUUCUUGAUUUUAGUUUACCAGAAAAAGAAGAUGAAGAUUCUGAUCCUAAAGUUGAACUUCCGUUAUGGAUGGUUAAAGUAUUUUUAGCAGAAAAAUCAAUUCAGUUUGACAUGCCAAAAGCGUACAAUGAAAUUUACAGAGGAGUAUUGAUAGCUGAUCCAAACGUAGUUGAUCUAUUUAAAUUAUGCAAACAUUUCUAUUUAUUUGGAAAAUUUCUGUCACAACUAGAACAUCGUGAAGCUUAUGAAGUGCGGCAAGUUCUGAUACGGACAUUUGUAAAUCGAUUUAAACAAACCAUGGACUGGGCACAAAACAUUGAAGACAAUCAGCCGUGUUUUAACAGGCUCGACUGUAUAGAACGUAAGAUAUUCGACGAUGCUCGUGUUGCUCAGCAACAAUUAAAUACGUACUUACUAGAAGGAUCAGGACAGAUGGAAAUUGCAUCAAUGAUACUGAAUUAUAAAAAGCGUAAAAUGCACGAAAAACGUGUUGCCGAUUAAAAUUAAUUUAGAUAAAUUUAUAUAUUUUUUCUUGUAUAAAUGUGAUUAUAAAAUAGUUAAGUAAUAUAAUAUGUUUUGUAUAUUAUUGAUGUAUUUAAUCGUUUUAAAUAUAAUUUUGUCUAAGAGGUCAUAUGAUAAUUAAAAUUAAUAAAAUUUCG
Adelges cooleyi (spruce gall adelgid) is the source of this 982-nucleotide messenger RNA. RefSeq names its product DNA replication complex GINS protein PSF3 (gene Psf3). The record is from RefSeq and is a predicted model, not a curated record. NCBI's taxonomy places the organism in Eukaryota, Metazoa, Arthropoda, Insecta, Hemiptera, Adelgidae. Gene Ontology annotation, cellular component: GINS complex. The transcript has 4 exons. Gene Ontology annotation, biological process: mitotic DNA replication initiation. Bases 222 to 824 code for a protein of 200 amino acids.